This is a messenger RNA of [Candida] anglica, 2147 nucleotides long. The record is from the annotation of a GenBank genome assembly. Lineage: Eukaryota; Fungi; Ascomycota; Pichiomycetes; Serinales; Debaryomycetaceae.
UUUCAACUACAUCCAAUUCGAUUUGAUCUGUUACCAAACACGUACUUGGUCUAAUAGUUGUAUAGUGUCAUGUGUGGAAUAUUGUUCCGCAUAGGUACGGGAACUGUAGUACAUCCUAUUUGUUGUGGAGUACAUGAAUGUUCAGCACAAUGGGAAUCAAGUGAUAUUGAAGAGAUCAAGAACCUCAUAAAUCAAGACCUAAGUAGCACCCUUGAAUUGAGGCCAAAUGACAUCAAAAAGAUUGGAAAUCUCAAGGAAAUUCGAGAGCUCAAUGAGAAGUUGAAUAGGGUUAAAAACACAAUCGGAAAAUCCCCAGAUCAUUCUGAGCAGUUGAAAGAGGAAAAGAGUAGACUUCAGAGUCAGAUCGACGACUUAAGUGUUGAUGAUGCCCAAGAUUUAAUGGAAGAUAAACUUGUACUUGAUGAUGAACGUGACUUCGACACUCUAAUUAGUUCUAUAGCCGGAAGAGGACCUGAUUACCUACAAUACUUAAGCUACCCAUUGACGGAUGGAUACCAUAUUCAACAAUUUUCAGCUAUCUUGUCUUUGCGUCAACCAUUUGUAAAGCAACCAAUACAUGUUCGAGACAUUGAUAUUGUGAUCCAGUUUAACGGGGAGCUUUACAAUAAAGAAUGUAUUGACUCAAAUGAUACCAAAUUUAUUACCGAAAGAGUACUUUCAAACAUUAAUAAUGGGAAAAGUAGACAUAAUUCGAUUUUACAAACAAUAUCCGAAUUAGAAGGUGAAUUUGCAUAUGUAAUUUUGGAUAAAUCAUCCAACUUGGUAUAUUUUGGAAGAGAUUUCAUUGGGAAACGAUCAUUAGUAUACAAGUUAUUGAAGAAUGAAGAAGGCAAAAUAUCAGAAUUUAUUACAAGUUCAAUUGCAAUUCCUACAAUUACUGGUGAAUCUGAAUAUAUUGAAUGUAAAUCAGAGGAAAUAAAUAUAUUAAAUAUCAAGUCUGGUUCAAUUGAAACCGUUGAAAUUUCAAGACCAAAACCUUCACCAGAAGUAUCAUUAGAAGUAUUGGGGUUGAAAUCAGGACAUAAAGUUGACGAACUUAUCAAUGAAUUUGAUGUUGUCUUUACCAGGGCAACAAAAGAUAGAAUAGAUACAAUACAUCCCUUGCAUGAUACUAUUGAUCAUGCUAGUUUAGGGAUACUCUUUUCGGGUGGACUUGAUUGUACAGUUGUAGCAGGAGCAAUUGGCCGUAUAUAUAACGAAAGGAAAAGUACUAAUGGAAUGAAAAUAUUGGUUGAUUUGCUUACCGUUGGGUUUGAAAACCCUAGAACACAAGCUUCUGCUCAAGAUUCACCAGACAGACAAUUAGCUAAAAAAUCUUGGUUUGAAUUAGCGAAGAAAUUUAACAGUGAUGUAAUUGACUUUAGGCUUGUGGAAGUUGAUGUUGGAUACGAAGAGUGGUUAAGACAUAGGCAUAGAGUUAAGCGGUUAAUGUAUCCAUGUGAUACUGAAAUGGAUUUGUCCAUUGCCAUUGCAUUUUAUUUUGCUAGUCGUGGAGAAUUUGGUACUAAAUUAUCACUUGAUUUCGAGUCACAAACAGUGGUAGAAUCCAAUUACACAUCUAGGGCUAAAGUUUUAUUAUCUGGGUUAGGAGCUGAUGAACUUUUUGCCGGGUACAGUAGACAUGAACUGGCAUUUGAUCCAUUAAUGCCUCCUCAAGAAGGAAAUGAAGAAGAGUAUAGAAAUACAUUAAUGCAAUGUUAUAUGAAAUUGAAAUCAGAAUUAACUAUUGAUAUCAAGAAUAUUUACAAGAGAAAUUUGGGGCGAGAUGACCGUGUUAUUUCAUCAUGGGGGAAAGAGCUUCGUUACCCAUUCCUUGAAGAAGAUGUAAUAAAUUUUGUCAUGUCCAAGGUCCCAUUAGACUUAAAGUUGGAAUUCCAAUGGGAAACAGUUACCAAUAGAAAGGGGAAAACCCUGACAAGAAUCAAGCCAAUUAGAAAGUGGUUAUUGCGAGAGUAUGCUGAAUAUCUUGGACUUUCGUGGGUGAAACAUGAAUUGAAACGUGCCAUUCAAUUUGGGGCCAAAAGUGCCAAGAUGGAAAUUGGACAAAAUAAAACUAGAGGUACAGACACAUUGAAAUGAUUAUAGAAUAAUAAAUAAUAAUAAUAAAUAGUAUAGAAGAAUUAAAG